CAUUUAGCAUCAUUUAAUAGUGGCGUAUACUUUGGAAAGUUCAUAUUUGAGGUCAGUUAAUAUUUUAAUGAGUGGAUUAUCAACCUUGGUCCUUGUAGCAUUGAACUACCAGCAUCCAUUAUUUAAUAUAUCUCCUCUCACGUCAGCUCUUACGUAUGCUUAUAUAAACCAUCUAGUCUCUACCUAUAUAUAGCUUUUAUUUCCAUUAGAGAUUAUACUACAAAAUACCAUUACUACUAAACACAUCUUCUGAUUCUGCUAAAUCUUUAUCAUGACAACAAUAAAAGUGCACGGAAGCCCCUUCUCAACAGCAACCAUGCGGGUUACAGCGACUCUGUAUGAAAAACAGCUUGAAUUUGAGUUCGUUUACAUUAACCUCAAAAAUGGUGAACACAAAAAGGAACCAUUCAUAUCACUCCAUCCAUUUGGUCAAGUUCCAGCUUUUGAAGACGGAGAUUUAAAGCUCUUUGAAUCAAGGGCUAUUACACAAUAUAUUAAUCACGAGUACGCUGAUAAAGGGACGAAGUUAACAAGCACUGACUCAAAGAAGAAGGCAAUAAUUGGAGUAUGGUCGGAAGUGGAGAGCCAACACUACGAUCAAGUAGCAUCAAAACUUGUUACAGAAUUUGGGAUAAAGCCUUUAUUUGGAAAGCCUACGGAUCCAAAAGUUGUGGAAGAAAAUGAAGGGAAGUUGGAUAGUAUUCUUGAUGUGUAUGAGAAAAGAUUGUCAGAGUCAAAAUACUUGGGAGGUGAGUGCUUCACAUUGGUGGAUCUGCAUCACUUACCUUCUCUUCAUUACUUGAUGAAGUCACAGAGCAAGAAGAUGUUUGAGUCACGACCUCAUGUUAGUGCUUGGGUUGCUGAUAUUACUGCAAGACCAGCUUGGUCUAAAGUUCUUGCCAUGAUACCUAAUUAAGACAUUUAUGGAUGUUUCUUGUGCCUUUGUUGUUUUGUUUGUUUGCUAUCGUCAAUUUUCAAGUGUGCUGUAAGAGGAAUGAACUAUAUAAAAUAAAAAAAUACUGUUCUUGUUUGUAAAA
Lathyrus oleraceus (garden pea) is the source of this 1037-nucleotide messenger RNA. RefSeq names its product glutathione S-transferase. NCBI's taxonomy places the organism in Eukaryota, Viridiplantae, Streptophyta, Magnoliopsida, Fabales, Fabaceae. Gene Ontology annotation, cellular component: cytoplasm. The transcript has 3 exons. The coding region runs from base 272 to 916 and encodes 214 amino acids. The record is from RefSeq and is a predicted model, not a curated record. Gene Ontology annotation, molecular function: glutathione transferase activity; glutathione binding. Gene Ontology annotation, biological process: glutathione metabolic process.